Molecule: messenger RNA, 4287 nt
Organism: Ostrinia furnacalis (Asian corn borer)
Lineage: Eukaryota; Metazoa; Arthropoda; Insecta; Lepidoptera; Crambidae
Gene: Girdin
Product: protein girdin
Exons: 7
Coding region: 169-4287 (1372 amino acids)
Biological process (GO): cytoplasmic microtubule organization; cytoskeleton-dependent intracellular transport
Cellular component (GO): centrosome; cytoplasm
Molecular function (GO): dynein light intermediate chain binding; microtubule binding
Source: RefSeq, a predicted model, not a curated record
AGCAUUGUCUUUUGUCAUUGUGAUUUGUGAGACAGCGGCUGUUUUUUUAUUUUGCAGAUGUUCUUGCUUUCUCAGUUCUUAGUAAUUACUGGAAUUUUAGAUAUUAUUGCCAUGCACUCCAGCCAGGAUCAAAAAAACCUAUUCCUUACAUCAUAAUAUUUUGUAAGAAUGGCAGCGUCUGGGACUGAAAUUGAAGACUUCUUGAACGGGCCCCUAGUUUCGUGGGUAAAAUCAUGUUUACCAAAUCCUGAUCUUAUCACUGAAUAUGCAUCCCUCUUUAAUGGAGAUAUACUCCAACAAGUGUAUCUUCAAAUUGACCCAGAGCCUUCAUUUCACAUCACUAAACUUGCUGGAUUGGAGGAACAAGCUCUUAUUCUUGGGAGGGUCAAAAACUUUGAUGCAAUAGUCAAAAAUGUCAAGGCUCUGUAUGAAGAAGAGUUGGGAAUGACACUGUUGGUAGUCCCAGAAUGCAUUUGCCUUGGAAAAUCUCCAGAGACUAGAGAAGGGCUGGAAAAUAUGAAGUUGCUAAUUCUUUUAUUGCUUGGAGCUGCUGUACAAUGCCCCAACAAGGAACUGUUCAUCACUCGCAUCAAAGAACUAGAUGUGGAGUUGCAGCACAAUAUAGUGGAGUGCAUCAAGCAGGUGACUGACAUGCAAACAGUGGUUUUAACGCCAGACGCGAUAGAUCUUUUCCAAUCUCCGACUAUGUUCAACCAUAUGCGGCGGCUUGCCAAAGAACGCGAUCAUUAUCUCCAGAACUGGACUUCGCUAGCCCUUCAAGAAGACCUGUGCGAGAAUGACAACGAAAAUAAAAAUGGAAAAAAUAGGUCGACUCAAAAUGUCAACCAGAACAUCAGCGAAAGUCAACAUCUUGCUGUUGAACUGGCCGACUGGAAAGCGCGUUUGCGAAAACAGAGACAAGAGUUAGAAGAAAAAUCUGAACAACUAUCCGAAUGUCGUGAAGAAUUAGAACAUACCAAACUAGUACUUGGCAAGUUACGUUCUGACAGCCAGGAAUGGUUUAACGAAGCAAGAAAGGCGGCAGCCUAUAGAGAUGAGGUCGACGCAUUACGGGAGAAGGCGGAAAGAUGUGACAGGUUAGAACAAGAAAUUCAAAGGUACAGAGACCGAUUGGCCGAUGCAGAGUACUACAAGACUCGCGUUUCGGAGCUCCGAGAAGAUAACAAGGCUCUCAUGGAGACACGAGAUGCGUUAGAGGAGCAGCUACAAAGAGCCCGGAAACGAGCUGAGCAGUGCCUGACUUUAGAGGCUGCCAUGAUCAAGUUAAAAAGAGAAGCCAACGACAUUGCUUUGGAAAGAGAUGCUGACCAACAGAAGAUUCAAGAACUCAUAGAAGAAAACAACCACUUGCAAUACAUAACGAAAUCAGUCCUAAGCGAAAGCAACAACAGUAACUUAGACACGGACAAUGAGUGCGAAAGCACAUUAGAAUCAGGCGAGAACAGUUUGUCCGAACAGUUGACGAGUAACGCUCAAGCAAGGGCGUUAAAAUUGGAGUUAGAAAACAAGAGACUGCUCUCUACCAUUGACAGCCUUCGAGAACAAUCAUUACUUGAAAGUGGAGAAAAAUUACUGGAACUGGAGAAAGAGAAGAAAAAGCUAACAUUGAAGUGUGAACAACUACAAGAAAACUGUAACCGAGUUAUGCAACAGAACUCAGAAUUAGAAGAAGUGUUUAAAAACGCAUUAGAAGAAAACAGAAAACUUCAAGAUUCUUUGGAUAGUCAGAAAGCAUUUAUCGAUCGUCAAUCCAUCGACAGAGAUUCAGAGAAAAACAAAUUACAAGAUUUUGAAAAGCACUUGGAAUCUCUUACCAAAGACAAACAAAGAAUCCAAAUGUUAUGUGAUUCAAUUCAAAGGAGAGCUGACGAUUUAGAGAAAACUUUAGAUUCGAGAACUAAAGAAUUAAACAUUCUCAAACCAGAAGCCGAUAAAGUAACUGGACUAAUUAUACAAACUGAAGAGCUUAAAACUAAAUUGUCCUAUAGUGAAAAAGAAACACAUAACCUUCAAAGGGAAGUUAAUAAGUUAAAAGAAGCUGUUGAAGAAAAAGAUGUAUCAAUUGAUAAAUUAACAACUGAAAUAGAGUUAAAGAAAAAGGAACUAGAAAGGUUGGUUAAGGAACUCGAAAUUAAUCAAAACACAAUUAGUCGAUUACAAGACUUGGAACAGAAAACGCAAGAACUCAAGUCUCAAAAGAAAAUGGAUUCAGAAACAAUUCAAACUUUACAAAAGGAUUUGAUUAAGGAGAAAGUCAAUUUCGACAAGCUAAGAAAUUGCUUAGAGAAGCUUGGUAUUCAUAGUUCAGAAAUAAUGUCCAAAGAUGUUAAUGUGGAAGAUUUGCUUGAAAAAAUUAUCACAAAUACUGAUCAUGAAAAUUUAAUAUCAGAAAUAGCAGCGAAAGCAAACUUGAUGGCCUUAGUGCCGUGCAGUUGUAAACAGGCAGACGUAGAAGUUAAUGACAUCGAUGAAAAUAUAGUCAAUCCACAAAUAGAACAAUUAACUGCUGACGUGAGUGCACUUCAGGCGUCAUUGGAGAGUUGUCAGUCCGAAAACGCCAAAUUGCAAGUGAAUGUCGCCACUCUCAACUCACAAAACGGUUCCUUGAUAUCACAACAAAUGACUUUACAGCUGGCCAACAGCCAAUUAGCAGCUGAAAAGGAAGAAAUCAUUAAACAGCUAGAAGUUUUAAAAGAUAAACAAGAUAAUCUGUUGCGAGAUCAAGUGGCUUUACAGACACUCCAUGAACAACUCAAUACUGAGUAUGAAUUGUUGUUAAGUGAAAGAGAACCAGUUAAAAUAACUGUAAGGGAUUUGAAGUUAGAAAAUCGAGAAUUGAAAGAAAAGCUAGAAAGUCAUGAAAAAAAGAUAUCAGAAUUUGAAUUAGAACGCGAGAAUCUUAAAAUUGAAUCAAGAAAUCUAACCAAUUUAAGAGCUGAACAUUCAAAACUAAAAGACGACUUCAGAAAUCUAUUUACCGCUAGUGAUCGACUCAAAAACGAAUAUCGUAACAUGCAAGAAGAAUAUAGAAAUCUCAGAAGUGAAGUAACACAAUUAAAAUUGAGAAACACUGAGAUGUCUGGUGAAAUUAAUACAAAACUAGAAAUAAUAACUAGUAUGGAAUUAGAAAUAAAUAAGACAAACCAGCACUGUGAGAUGCUUGUUCAUAUGAACAAAAGUUUGGAUGCUGACAGGCGCUCAUUGAUGGACCACGUCUCCCAACUGCUUACUCAGUAUCAUGAAUUACUGGCACAUUCUUUGAAAGAUAAGCAGCAUUAUCACGAAGAAGAGAAAAUGUUUGCUGAUAAAGUAAACGCAUUAUGUCGCCAAAAGGAAAAGCUUGAGGAGAAAAUCAUGGAACAUUAUAAAAAACUUGACAACUGCACCACAAAGAGGCGUGGCUUUGGGGCUUCGUUUGUCAAAAAAGUAAGAAAAGCGGGAACCGAUUUAAUAAAUAAAACGGCGAGGAAUAAUAAAAGAAUAGAAGACGCAGGUCGUUCGAAAUCACAGUUGACUCUAGCCGGUUCUGAAUCAGGAGAAUCGGACCCAGGGCAAGACGUCGAAAAGAUAUCCAAAAUUUCGGAUCAGGACCCAGGUUCGUCAGUUCCUAGCAUGGAAUCGCCGCGCCACAGUUCCGAUUCCAGUUUUAGCAGAAGGUUUGACGACAAACUGCUAAAGAAAUCUGACAACACAGAUAUGACUGGGUCUAUCCCUAGUUUAGAAUCGGCCAGAUUGACUGGCGAAGGAAACUUUGUGAGAAGGCUCUCGACUACAUCUAUGCACAGCGGCGGCGGGGACGACGCUCUGAUUCGGGCUUCUUUGAGAAGGAGAGCGCAUAAAGCGGUUCCGUCCUCUCACAGAAACAGUUACCAGGGCUUAGAAAACGACUCAGGGUUGCCACCUGCAGCAUCGACACCUUCGCCUGUGUUCGGAACUGCCGGCAGCCGCCGCACGGUGUACGUGGCCGACGACAAUCCAGACAUCACGCUUAACUCCAAACCUCAGAGCACCCCUAUAAAAGAAAACCCAACUUAUUUAGUGUAUAACAGAAUUUCGACGGUUAUUGGUGACGGUGCUUGUCAGAGCAUGCCCGACCGGUCGACGAGUGAUCUGCAUCGAUCGACUUCUGAAGUGCAACGCUCGACGAUAGACGAUGGUUUACAAGAAAGAGAGGAGCUCAGACAUGACAGAAGGAACACCAGCCGCAGUGAAAAAGCUGACACCUCGAAGGAGUCGGCGAUAUGGUAUGAAUACGGUUGCGUAUGA